AUGGAUACUGAAACAAUGGUCAUGCCAUUGAUUCUGAUCAUGCUUUUCUUCCCAUUUUGCACUUCCGUUGACACCUUAACACCAGACCAAUCCAUCAAGGAUGGCCAGUCUUUGAUUUCCAACAAAAAUAAUUUCGCCUUAGGCUUCUUCAGUCCCGGCAAUUCUAGCUACCGGUAUCUUGGUAUUUGGUUUGUCAAAGUGGCAAAACAAACUAUAGUGUGGGUGGCAAACAGGAAUGAUCCUAUUAUUGAUUCCUCAGGUGUUCUCUCCAUCAACCAGUAUGGAAACCUUGUCCUCCAUGACAGUUCUAACCGUCUUCUUUGGUCUACAAAUGUGUCUGUCCAGGGGACAACCUCCUCUGUUGCACAGCUUCAAGAUUCAGGAAAUCUGGUAUUGGUCCAAGGCAAUAACAAAAAGGUUAUAUGGCAAAGCUUUGAUCAUCCUACAGACACACUGCUUCCAGGCAUGAGGCUUGGGUUGAAUCGGAUGACUGGGUUAGACAGGUUCUUGACAUCUUGGAAGUCACAAGAUGACCCCGGAACUGGGGACUCCUUCUAUAAGAUGAAUCCUACUGGCUCUCCACAAGUCGUCUUGUAUAAGGGUUCGACUUUAUAUUGGAGGUCAUGUCCAUGGCCGUGGCACACAUCAUCAGCAGCAGCAACAGCCUCAUCGGGUUAUAAGUACUAUUCUGUAAACAACGAAGAUGAGGUAUCUUACGGCUACUUUUUCGAUGACCCCUCCAUCAUUUCUAGACUAGUGGUUUACAACUCAGGAUUGCUCCAGAACCUUAUGUGGAAUGAUGGUGAUCUUCAAUGGAAGGAAUUCUGGUCAGCACCUAAAUACCGUUGUGACAACUAUAGACACUGUGGCGCGUACGGUAAAUGUGGUCCCGAGUCUGCUGACAGUUUUAAUAAGUUUGAGUGUACGUGUUUGCCAGGGUAUGAACCCAAGUCUCCGAAGAAUUGGUAUCACAGAGAUGGUUCUGAGGGGUGUGUGAGGAAGCAGUCGGGCUUGUCCAUGUGUGGGAAUGGAGAAGGGUUUGUGAAGGUGCAGCUUUUGAAGGGUCCUGAUUCAUUUAAUGCAGUUAGGAUGGACAUGAGUAUGAGUAGCUCAGAGUGCAAGCAGGCAUGCUUGAGAAAUUGCUCUUGCACCGCUUUUGUAAGCAUGAAUGAUAUUGAUAGGAAGGGGACCAGUUGUUUGGCAUGGUAUGGUGAAUUGAUUGACGUUUCGGAGAAUUCAUAUGAAAGGUGGGAUCUAAAUGUACGUGUAGAUGCAACUGAGUUAGCUACUUACACAAGGAAGUCCAACGGUUUUCUUGGCCACAAGAGGAAGCUGGCUAUUACAAUAAUUUUUGUUAUGGUGACAUUGUUUCUGGUAUGCUUGAUAGCCUAUAUAUGCCUAAUGAGGAAGAGUAAAACAAAAGUGAAAAGAAAAUUGCCCAAUCAAUCAUUAUAUUUUACCGGUACUAAAGGCUAUUUGGAGGGAAAUGAACUAGAGGAGAGUAGUAGACAUCCAGAUUUAUUGAUCUUUGAUCUAGGCUGCAUAGUUGCUGCCACUGACCAUUUCUCUCCAAUCAACAAACUAGGGCAAGGUGGCUUUGGUUCUGUUUUUAAGGGUCAAUUAUCUAAUGGACAACAAGUAGCUAUUAAAAGGCUAUCCAACAGUUCAGCACAAGGAAUAGAGGAAUUCAAAAAUGAAGUUUUGUUGAUUGCAAAACUUCAGCAUAGGAAUCUUGUCAAGCUUUUUGGCUGUUGCAUUCAGGGGGAAGAAAAGAUGUUGAUUUAUGAGUACAUGCCCAACAAAAGCCUGGACUUCUUCAUUUUUGAUCAUACAAGAAGUUCAUUGCUUAAUUGGGGGAAACGCUUUGAAAUCAUCAUUGGGAUUGCUCGUGGGAUUUUGUAUCUUCAUCAAGACUCAAGAUUAAAAAUCAUACAUAGGGAUCUUAAAACUAGUAAUGUUCUCUUAGAUGGUGAGAUGAAUCCUAAAAUUUCGGAUUUCGGGAUAGCUCGUAUAUUCAAUGGGGACCAAAUUCAAGACACGACAACUAGAGUUGUCGGAACAUAUGGUUAUAUGUCACCAGAAUAUGCAAUAUUUGGGAAAUUUUCAACAAAAUCAGAUGUCUUUAGUUUUGGUGUCAUAUUGUUGGAGAUCGUUAGUGGCAAGAAGAAUAACAGUUCUUAUCAAAGGCACCAUUCCCUAACUUUGAUAGGGCAUGUUUGGGAACUAUGGAGAGAAGAUAGAGUCUUGGAUAUAGUUGAUUCAUCAAUAAAUGACUCAUUUGUUUCCCAUGAAGUAUUGAGAUGCAUUCAAAUUGGGCUCUUAUGUGUGCAAGAAGAUGCAAUGGAUCGACCAACAAUGUUGGCAGUUCUUCUCAUGCUAAGUUGUGAAACAACUCUUCCUUCUCCAAAACAACCUGCUUUUAUUUUUAGAAGACCUACCAAUAGUUUGGGAUCAAUAACAGGUGAGCGGUUUUAUUCUAUAAAUGACGUGACAAUCACUGAAGUCGAAGCUCGCUAAAGGUAAAGAUUCUAGUUAGUUGCAUCUAAAAUGCUUCUAUAAGGAUUUCUAGGACAAAUUAAAAUUUUGCUCUUUUUGUAUUUAUGAAAAAAAAAUGUAAUUUCU
Messenger RNA from Quercus robur (English oak), 2622 nucleotides. RefSeq names its product G-type lectin S-receptor-like serine/threonine-protein kinase RKS1. The transcript has 7 exons. The record is from RefSeq and is a predicted model, not a curated record. Gene Ontology annotation, biological process: protein phosphorylation; recognition of pollen. Gene Ontology annotation, molecular function: protein serine/threonine kinase activity; ATP binding. Lineage: Eukaryota; Viridiplantae; Streptophyta; Magnoliopsida; Fagales; Fagaceae. Bases 1 to 2517 code for a protein of 838 amino acids.